Messenger RNA from Cottoperca gobio, 6352 nucleotides. RefSeq names its product glutamate receptor 2-like. Bases 151 to 2835 code for a protein of 894 amino acids. The record is from RefSeq and is a predicted model, not a curated record. Lineage: Eukaryota; Metazoa; Chordata; Actinopteri; Perciformes; Bovichtidae. Gene Ontology annotation, cellular component: membrane. The transcript is spliced from 19 exons. Gene Ontology annotation, molecular function: ligand-gated monoatomic ion channel activity; signaling receptor activity. Gene Ontology annotation, biological process: monoatomic ion transport.
CCAGCAGCAGCAGCGGCACGCGCAUCUAAGGAGAUAGGAUAGGGCAUCUGCAGAGCUCGAGACGCUUCUGACCGAACCUGGAAUGGCGCCAUGAGCUCGCAUCGUGUGUAAUGGAGGUAAUGUUUUGGUAGAAACCGCUACCGUAGGCUGAUGUGGUGUCGCGUGAGGAGCCUGAAUACGACCAUGAAGCUGCUGUUGGUGGUGACACUCUUAUGGCGCGAGGCGUUGUGCGGAUCGCCGAGCGUCCAAAUUGGUGGUUUAUUCCCUAGGGGUGCAGAUCAGGAAUACAGUGCAUUCAGGGUUGGCAUGGUUCAGUUUGGGAUGGCAGAUUUCAGACUGACUCCACACAUAGAUAACCUGGAGGUGGCCAACAGCUUUGCUGUCACUAACUGCUUUUGUUCCCAGUUCUCUCGAGGUGUCUACGCCAUUUUUGGCUUCUAUGACAAGAAGUCGGUAAACACCAUCACAUCCUUCUGUGAGACACUACAUGUGUCCUUCAUCACACCUUCUUUCCCAGCAGAAGGCAUGAAUCAGUUUGUUCUCCAGAUGAGGCCGGACAUCAAGGGGCCGCUAGUUUCAUUGGUGGAGUACUACAAAUGGGAAAAGUUUGCCUAUCUAUACGACAGUGAUAGAGGGCUCUCUACUCUUCAGGUAAUACUGGACACUGCAGCAGAGAAAAAAUGGGUUGUCACAGCGAUAAAUGUAGGAAACCUCAAAGAUGAGAGGAAGGAUGAAGCCUACCGCUCCCUGUUUCAGGACCUGGAGAUCCGUAAGGAGCGACGCAUAAUCCUGGACUGUGAACAAGACAAAGUCAAAGACAUCAUGGAACAGGUGAUCACUAUAGGCAGGCAUGUGAAAGGAUACCACUACAUCAUCGCUAACUUGGGUUUUGUAGAUGGUGACCUCUCUAAAAUCCAGUAUGGAGGUGCAAAUGUGUCUGGGUUUCAGAUAGUAGAUUUUGAUGAUCCUGUGGUGGCAAAAUUUGACCAACGAUGGGAGGCCCUGGAAGAGAAGGAGUAUCCUGGAGCUGAUACACGGAUCAGAUAUACCUCAGCCCUCACCUAUGAUGCUGUCCAUGUGAUGACGGAGGCAUUCCGUUUCCUUCACAAGCAGAGAAUAGACAUGAGUCGUCGUGGCAACAGUGGGGACUGUCUAGCCAAUCCAGCAGUUCCUUGGGCACAGGGGGUGGAGAUUGAACGUGCCCUCAAACAGGUGCGUGUAGAUGGUUUAACAGGGAACAUUCAGUUUGACCAGUACGGGAAGAGAAUCAACUACUCAGUGACAGUAAUGGAGCUGAAGAACAAUGGACCUGUUAAGAUUGGCUAUUGGAAUGAGGUGGAUAAAAUGGUGGUGACAAAGUCGGACCUUUACCCCAACGACACCAUGGGAAUGGAAAACAAGACAGUCAUUGUCACAACGAUACUGGAAGCCCCCUACGUGAUGAUGAAGAAGAAUGCUGAGCUGUUUCAAGACAAUGACCGUUACGAAGGUUAUUGCGUUGACUUGGCCGCAGAGAUUGCAAAGCACUGUGGUAUACGCUACCAGCUCAGGAUUGUGGGAGAUGGCAAAUAUGGGGCAAGAGAUGCAGAAACCAAGAUCUGGAAUGGUAUGGUUGGAGAGCUGGUGUAUGGGAAAGCAGAUAUAGCGGUUGCUCCUCUGACAAUUACUCUUGUUCGUGAAGAGGUGAUAGAUUUCUCCAAACCCUUCAUGUCUUUGGGAAUCUCCAUCAUGAUCAAGAAGCCGCAAAAAUCCAAACCAGGAGUCUUCUCCUUUCUGGACCCACUGGCCUAUGAAAUCUGGAUGUGCAUUGUCUUCGCCUAUAUAGGAGUUAGUGUUGUUCUCUUUCUGGUAUCCAGAUUCAGCCCCUAUGAGUGGACGCUAGAAGAGCCAGAGGACGGAGCAUUGCCACUGACAACUGAAUCCACCAAUGAGUUUGGGAUCUUUAACUCCCUUUGGUUCUCUUUGGGUGCUUUCAUGCGGCAGGGUUGUGACAUCUCACCAAGGUCUCUGUCAGGUCGUAUAGUGGGGGGUGUAUGGUGGUUUUUCACUCUGAUCAUCAUCUCGUCAUACACUGCCAACCUGGCAGCCUUCCUGACGGUGGAGAGGAUGGUUUCUCCAAUCGAGAGCGCUGAAGACCUGGCUAAACAGACAGAGAUAGCAUAUGGAACCCUCGACUCUGGAUCCACAAAGGAGUUCUUCAGGCGCUCCAAAAUUGCCUUGUUUGACAAGAUGUGGCAGUACAUGAAAUCAGCAGAGCCUUCCGUCUUCGUCAAGAAAACGUCGGAGGGUGUCUUGCGCGUCAGGAAGUCCAAAGGAAAGUAUGCCUACCUACUGGAGUCCACCAUGAAUGAGUACAUCGAGCAGAGGAAACCUUGCGACACUAUGAAAGUGGGAGGAAACCUGGACUCCAAAGGCUACGGCAUUGCCACGCCCAAAGGAUCCCCAUUAAGAGUGCCAGUAAACCUUGCCGUAUUGAAACUGAAUGAGCAAGGGACCCUAGACAAGAUGAAAAACAAGUGGUGGUACGAUAAAGGAGAGUGUGGCUUCAAGGACUCCACCAAUAAGGAGAAGACCAGCGCCCUGUCUCUCAGUAACGUAGCAGGAGUCUUCUACAUCCUCGUUGGAGGUCUGGGUCUGGCCAUGAUGGUAGCACUGGUAGAGUUCUGCUACAAGAGCCGUGCUGAGGCCAAAAAAAUGAAGAUGAAAUUCACAGAUGCAAUGCGCUCCAAAGCUCGUCUAUCCAUCACAGGAUCGACCAGUGAGAAUGGUCGCGUCCCAGUGGCUUACCUCCGUCCAGGAUUACCCAUGAGCCUCAGCAUGACUGAUCUGUCCUGACCACACCCGAGCCAGUGCCUUACAGCCAAUCAACACACAUCCUCCCUUCCCCUCUCUGAAAGUGAGUGGAAAUGCUUGUCAUCUCCUUCGGUGACCAAUUACCACUCACCAUGGGUGAUCUACCCUGAUUUUCAAUCUGGAGUUUAGCCAAUCAUAUCACGCUGAGGACUCCUGAUCUCGCUCUUUAACAUCUGGCCUAGAAAGACUGGACAGAUGUUGUCCUCCCACCACUUGGCUGUCAGGCUUUAGCAAAGACCUGCCCACUUACGAAGUGAAUCACUUAACCAUCAGUGAGAAAGAUGGCUGGUCAUUUACAAAUUCAUAAAAAAACUAUCAAGCACAGUGGACAGUUUUCUAAACAAACACAUCAUUGUUUCGUAGAUUUUUGCCAUGGAGGCUAUAGAGACUAAGGAUAACAGUGAUGCUAAAGUUAACGCAAUAACAAAAUUAAUCAGGAAUUGUGGGUUUAAAAAAAGAAUCUUGGUUUAAAUGAGUUAAAGUGCUAUGAACAAAGACUGAUGUCCUGAAAAAAUUGCAUCCAUGAAAUAAUAGUAAUUGUGAUAACAGAUAAUGAUAAUAAUGUUAUUGUUCUUAAUUGUUUUCCUUAAUUCUGCCUGAAAAUUCCUAAUUAGUAGAGACUUUUAACAGAGCCAAGAGAUGCAUGGAGUGACACACACACAUACACACAAAAUCACUUAUUAACACAAAAACUAUACACAGGGAUGGGCAAAAAUGUGUCAAAAUGUUUGCUAAUAUAACAUAAUCAUAAUUUAUUUUCAAGCCUUAUGGGUGAUAGCUUACCAUUCAAAAUGAUUGUUUUGGCCGUGUGAAGAACACAACUCUCCUACCACAUGAUAGUUAGAUAGCAUAUGGCAAAACAAUAUUAUAACCAUUAUAUAUUGUAUGUCACAUAGAGUCAAUUAAACUACUUUUUUUAAUAACCGGUGUUAACAGCAUUACAUCUAUUGCAUUUUUUUCAUAAGAUAUUACCUAGAGUAUGGUAACCCAUCAGUGAACACAUGGUUAGCGUGUGUGGGUAAGAAACCAACUGGAGAUUGUCUAAAUUGGAUAGAAUAUGAAACACACACUCAAACACAGAGCUUGAAAUGAAGAUCUGCCCAUUGCAAGUAGACAUUUAUUGAGGCUGAUAUUAUUGCACUCAGCGCACAUUUAUCUGUUGAACGGGGAUAGCACAUAUAAAUAUUGUGACAUAGUAAGAAGAAAUGCAAUAGAUGUAAUGCAUACAGCUUGUCAAGUUGAGGCUUAUUUGCAGGUCAGGCUUUCAUUUGCAUGCAUUUCAUCUUGCAGUAGAAUUAGCUGACUUUAUUCAAACCAAUACCACUAUUACUGUCAAUCGCCACUUUCUCUGGGAUGAUGUUACAUUUAAAUAAAACACUUAAUCAAGAAAUCUAGGCCUCAAGCUGCCUUCACAGGAUCAGUGUAACACCCGUUCUACGCAGGCUCAAAUGCAGCAGGUAAAAAUUAUUUCAACUUUGACCUCAAUUGCCACUGACCUUUCAAAGUGCAACCAAUGAGAUAACAGCUGUAUGAAGCAGUACAAGCAAGCAGGGGAGGUAGCCAUAGCAACAAUAUUACUUAUAUAUAUUAUUAUUAUUAUAUAUAUAUAUAUAUAAUAUUACUAAUAUUACUUAUAAUACAUAUGAGAAAUACUGCCCACCACUGUCUAUAGGUCAGUACACAAUAAAGACACAAAUACACGUCCCAUAUCACCUAUACAGUACAUCAAUACACACUGACAUACAUUAUCACACAUGAUGCACACUUCUACCCGAACAUUUGCACGUGCACAUGCACAAAUUAUUAUCAUACGAGUUCUUAAGCCAACUGGAUGAUAUACCAAACAGACUGAGAACCAAUCAGAGCUCUCCAUACUCAAUGCCAAUGGCAGCUGCUGAUACUGAAACCUGAGCCAACAGGAGCUCUCACUGCGGUGAGGUGGACAAUAAACUGUGAAUAAUGACCUUUCCUUUAAUAAAUAUACUGCACUGUUGAUGGCAUCGAAGAAGAGGCGGACGAAGAGAGGACAACGAGAAACGUUUGCAUGUCACUUUGAGUUUUUUCUUUAAGAUAACUUGACAGCCUGAAGCUUUGUGCCUGGCUGCAUUUUAGUGUUUAAUAAUUAUAGUAAUAAGAAUAAUAUUAACAAUAUUAAUUGCAGUAUUAAUGUGGUUCUUGUUAUGUAUAAUGUAUGUUUGCUAUUUUCUUUUACCAGGAGGCUGUUAUUUGUGCUGUGCUAGUUAGAAGCUAGCUGGUUAGCUGAAAAGCUUCUCCCACAACAUGAUAAAUACCCAAGACGUAAAAACGUCUGGUUUAAGUGAAGCUGAAAAUGUCAAGGUAUCUACUUCCAUUUCCUAUCAUGGACUCAUCAUUUUUGCAAUGACCACAUGUGGUCAUUAUCAUGAGAUUUCCAUGGUGUUGUAAUCAAGUUAUAAGGAGUUACCACAGAAUGGCUUCCAAACAUGUCAACCACUGAGAGAAAUGUGGAAAUGAUCACUCUUCACUUUCUUGUUAGUUGCUUUAUAACAAAGCAAAUUAAGUAUUUGAUAAAUGGACACCACAAAAAUAACGAUAUACAUAUAUUACCACAUAGUAUAUUGAUAGUUUCUUGAUAGUUUGUAAUCUGACCGUUUUCAGUAUAUAUUAAAAUGCUUGCCCUCAAAAUGUUAUUUAAAAAAAACACAGACAUUAAACGACACUCUAACAUAAGACUGUCGUGAGAUUUGAACCGAUUGCAUUUGUCAUUUGUUCAAAAUGACUUUUGUUGAUGUUGAACUCUAGUGGUCGUAUGAAUUAUGACUCUUGUCUGUCAGUAAUAAAGACUGAGGUGUAAAGUGGUUAUUAAAGUUCCUUGUAGGGAGGAGGUUGGGUGGACGGAUGGGUCAACAGAACCUGAGACUUUGACAGGAGAGACCACUGUUCAUUUCGCAUUUCCUUCUGACUUGCAUUUCCCAAACAUUGGUUUGUUACCUUUUAUUACCGUGCUCAUUCCCUAACCUCCAAGAAGUUUUUGUGCCUAAACUUAACCAAACCUUUCACCAGUCUCACACAAAAUGCACAAGCGAAAAUAGUUUGCAAAAGGCAGCAUUACAAAACAGCUAACCUGGAUUCUACCACAUCCAGCAUCGGAAUGUAAACAAAUACAGUAUAGAUUUUCCAACCUGGUAUACCCUACUUCUCUGAUGUUUUCUGCUAUGCUUUACAUUUUAUACCUGAAUCAUGUUAGAGUUACAGGACCUGUGGGAAUUCCUCCAUUAUUCUCUAAUGUAAAAUUAUCGCUGUCUUAACUGAUAACACUCCAGUAAAUGCCAGAAUCCCAUUGGAUGUGCUUUCAGUGUUUGGGGUAACAUUUGUGUUUGGAUGAACUGGACAGGCCUGUGGUGCAUCUGACUCCUAUGCAGGUGACCAGGGUUCACAACAUGUUGAAGACCAACAAUUAAAGCUCCCCUGUCGAGUUCUUUUGUAAACAAAUAAAGUUUCUGCUAACCUUCAGUGUUAA